Molecule: messenger RNA, 12115 nt
Organism: Drosophila hydei
Lineage: Eukaryota; Metazoa; Arthropoda; Insecta; Diptera; Drosophilidae
Gene: Dhc62B
Product: dynein heavy chain 12, axonemal
Exons: 9
Coding region: 155-12028 (3957 amino acids)
Biological process (GO): microtubule-based movement
Cellular component (GO): dynein complex
Molecular function (GO): ATP binding; ATP hydrolysis activity; minus-end-directed microtubule motor activity
Source: RefSeq, a predicted model, not a curated record
AUUUUUGUCAAUAUAUAUGUAUUCAAGUUGCCUUAGUAACGAUUAACAGGACAUUCGAAUUUGUUGCAAGUUUAUUUGCAACGCUCAGAUAUAUAUUUUUCACAUGAGCAGCAGGUGCAGCAUAAAGGGAAUUAACAGUUAGCCGGCCUGCAUCAUGUAUAGCCGUAAGCUGGAGCAGAUGCAUCGUCCGUCCUCGGACAUUACGAAAUACGACGAUGAGCCAUAUUUGAAGAACGCGCUGCUCACCUUUCGACUUUCCGAAGUGCACGAGAGACGCCACUUUGUGUUCCUCAAGCAACGGGCGGCGGACAUCAAAGUGAAGAUUUCGAAAAAACCUUGGAUACCAGAGCCCGAUAUGCGACCGCUACCACAGGUGCACUACAUCGACAAUUUACGGCGCGAGGUGCGUAAAAUUGCUGUGCCGCGCAUGCUCCGCAAAACGGAAGCCAAGAUCUUAAGCUUCGCACAGGAGCGACUGAAAAUCAAGUAUCCAGAACUGGUUAAGGCGUACAUGGCUGAUGUGCACGGAGAAUACGAUCGGCUAAUGAAAAUCUAUAGCAUGAAGAAUAUAUUGCAGCAUCCCGAAUUUUCUGACGAAGAUCCAACCAAGUUUGAUUUACCUCAUGCCGAUUUUCUUUCCAGUCUACCAGGACGCUCAGCAAAUUAUAAAGUCUAUCUGGAGAAUCGUCGCAAGAUCGCACAGAAGUUGCUUAUCCUGCAGCCUCCGAUGCGCGUUAUACUCAGCAUCUCCAUAUCGGAUCUGCCGACAUUUGCGUGCAAUUUUCAAUAUAUUAGCAGCAUGGGCGCCCAGCAGCAGCAGCUGGGUCUCUGUGGCAAAGAGGCGCUCUCUUCCAAGUUCUAUCGGAAGUAUAUACAGAAUCAGCUGGACAAGGUAAACACAUUUUUACGCUGGAAUUGGUAUGUCCGAUUGGUGGCUGUUCUGAAGCGAAUGCUGCGCAAACGUGUGAUGCCAUUGAACGUGUGGAAGCGAGCGUGGGGCGGCUUGGAAGGUCUGAUGAACCGUGAGUUAAACCAAAUGAAAAUGCGCACCUUUGAGGAACUCUAUCGCAUCUGUAGUAGUCCACAUACUAUGCCCGUCUUUCGCUUAUCCUUGGUUUGGAACGAUUUAUCAGAUGGUCUGGACUUAAGGCCUAGUAUAGCCAAUCUUCAGUCCAUGUUUGGUGAGAUUAUCACCGAAAUCUCAAUGGUGGGCUAUCGCAUGGAAGCCCUUCAGCCGCAGGUGGACACAUUGACUACCUUUGCACAGGUGAACGACUAUCUUAAAAUUGAGAUGAAUGAUAACUAUGUAAAGGAGGUAAUCAAGAAGGCACAACAUAUCGUUUAUUGCACUUACACUGAAAUAAGUGAUUAUGUGGAUGGCUUUAGGGAGAAAUACAAAGGUCUAUACUCUGACGAGGUGCGCUUGGAGCUUGCCAAAUUUCUGGAGGAGCCGCACAAAUUUGAAGAAUACUUUGCUCGUAUCGAAGCCUAUUAUGAAUAUAUAAAUAUGCUACGCAGUGAACCGGCGACGGAUUUUUUCGAAAUUGCGGUCAUUGACAUCGAACCCGUAAUCCAAGCACUGCGCUCUCUGGCCGAGAGUCUUAUCUCACACAUCACAGCAAUUAUAAUAAGCGAACAUAUUCGGGCGGAGGAAGAAAUCUGUGUGGAGUUCGAGAAGAUCAAGGAGAAUGCUUUGCUGAUACCCAAAUCCACAGAGGAGCUGCUCGAGAGCGCGGAAUAUAUGAUCUACGUGAAGAUGCAGAAGCUGACUGAGCUUACGGAUCGUAUUCAAUAUUGCUUGCAAGUGGGCACCAACAUUGUGGAGCUUACCCAGAUGUCCAAAUAUCACUUCGAUUUGACCAUUAAGACGAUCAACUGGAUCAAGGACAUUAACGAGAUCUGUGAUUAUAAUGCAUCACAGCAGGAGCAAUACAAGUUUUUAUUUGAGGAGCAUCUGCAGGAGGUCGUCAAGAAGCUAAACGUCGAUAUUUUGGAAAUGGUGCCCAAAUUAGGGAUUAUCGAUGAUAUGAGCAGACCGGACAAGUUUCGUGAGUCCUAUAUCAUACUCCAAAACUUUAUAGAUCAGCUCAAAACCUUUGAUGACUAUGUGGCCUGGAUCAACAAGGAGGAGAAGCUCUUCAAAGUCAAUCAAACUGAAUAUCCAACUCUAGAGGUUAUCAAGACCUUCGUCUAUCCCUUUGCAGAACUUAUGAAACUCUGCAUUGAAUGGCAGCGGUAUUUAAGCGUCUGGAUGGAUGGUCCUUUUGAAUACUUGGAACCAAAGUUUGUGGAGACUACGACUGAAGAUUAUCUAAAGGAGUUUCAAAAGAAUCAAAAAUAUUAUCGCAUUAAGAUCAAGCAGGAUAUGGUCGAGAAUCCAGUUUGCAAAUUUAAGGGCCAAACUGAGGAUCCCGAUCCGGAGAAACAUCCUGUACCCAUACGCCUUUGCGCCUCGAUGGUGAGGUCCAUCAAGGACUUCAGCAUUGGUGUUUUUGUUGUAAAUACUCUUUGUAAUCCGGCGCUCCGUAAGCGUCACUGGAAGGAAAUGUCGGAAAUUGCUGGCUUUGACAUUACGCCAGAUGCGGGAACGACGCUUCGUAAAAUCCUCAACUCCGGCUUGAACCCAAUACUCGAUCAGUUUGAAAUUAUCAGCAUUAGCGCCAAUAAGGAAUUACAACUGUGGAACAAUUUGCAAAUCAUGAUUAAGGAGUGGGAAAACAAGGUGUUCCCCGUCGGGCCGUACAAAGAGACCGGCGUUACAAUCCUGUCCAGCUUGGAUGACAUACAGGCUCUAUUGGACGAUCACAUACUUAAAACUUUGACCAUGCGUGGCUCAGCCUUCAUGAAGCCCUGCGAGGAAGAAGUUCGCGCUUGGUAUGAGAAAAUAAUGCGCGUUAAUGAGACGCUUGAUCAGUGGGGCAAGGUGCAGGUGAAUUUCCUUUAUCUCUUGCCCAUUUUCUCCUCAAAGGACAUUGUGGCCCAGAUGCCAGAGGAGGGUCGCCUCUUUGCCACAGUCGAACAGACCUAUACACGUAAUAUGGGCUUGGUGCUGAGGAAUCCUUUGGUUAUGGAAACGGCCCCGCUUUCUGGUCUACUGGAGUCAUUGCAGAAGGCCAACGAACUGUUGGAGGAUAUCUCCACAGGUGUUAGCAACUACUUGGAGAAGAAGCGAUUAUAUUUUCCACGUUUCUUUUUCCUGGCCAACGAUGAAAUGCUCGAAAUUCUAUCCGAGACAAAAGAUCCUUUGCGCGUUCAGCCACAUUUAAGCAAAUGCUUCGAGGGCAUCAAUAUACUGGAAUUCGAUGCAGCUAAAAAUGUUUUAGCCAUGCUCAGUAGCGACAAGGAGCACAUUAUGUUCAUAGAGCAGAUCUCAACGGCUGCAGCCGGAGGGAGUGUGGAGAAGUGGCUCGUCUGUGUGGAGGAGGAGAUGCUAAAGGCCGUGCGCUACCAAUCGGAGCUCUCCUUUAAUCACUAUCCCACUUUGAAGCGUAAUGACUGGGUGCUGGAGUGGCCACAGAUGGUCGUCCUGGCUGUCUCCCAGGUAUACUGGGCCUCCAAGAUGCACAGCUGCCUCCGUCGCAGCUAUGGCGGCAACCAGGCCGUAAUGAAUCAAUACUUCCAAGAACUAACUAAGGAGCUGAAUGAUAUUGUUACGCUAGUGCGUUCGCCCGUUAUCAGCAAUCUGAAUCGUAUUACCAUUAAGUCCUUAAUUGUCAUUGAUGUGCAUGCCAAGGAUGUCACCGAGGACCUGAUACGACUUAAGAUCAGCAGCGAAUAUGACUUCCAGUGGCUGGCCCAGAUGCGCUACUACUGGGAGGACUCGACGAUGCUGGUGCGCAUUAUCAAUGCAACGGUUCCCUUUGCCAAUGAGUACUUGGGCAACUCGGAUCGUCUGGUCAUAACCCCGCUCACCGAUCGCUGCUAUCGCACCUUGGUGGGCGCCUACCAACUGCAUUUGAAUGGCGCUCCCGAAGGACCCGCUGGCACUGGCAAAACGGAGACAACAAAAGACUUGGCCAAGGCUCUGGCUGUGCAGUGUAAAGUGUUUAACUGCUCCGAUGGCUUGGACUACAAGGCCAUGGGCAAGUUCUUUAAGGGCUUAGCCUCCUGUGGUGCUUGGGCUUGUUUUGAUGAGUUCAAUCGUAUCGAACUGGAGGUGCUCUCGGUCGUUGCACAGCAGAUUUUGCUCAUCAUUCAGGCAGUGCGUGCAAAUGCGACCAAAUUCAUGUUUGAAGGCACGGAAUUGAUCUUAAAUCCCGCCUGCUAUGUCUGCAUCACAAUGAAUCCCGGUUAUGCGGGUCGGUCCGAGCUGCCGGACAAUUUGAAGGUACUUUUCCGUUCGGUUGCCAUGAUGGUGCCCGAUUAUGCCAUGAUUGGUGAGAUAUCAUUGUACUCCUAUGGCUUUGUGGAUGCACGCAAGCUGGCCGUAAAGAUCGUGACCACUUAUCGCCUCUGCUCGGAGCAGCUGUCCAGUCAGAAUCAUUACGAUUAUGGCAUGAGAGCCGUGAAAACUGUGCUCUCUGCCUGCGGUAACAUAAAGAAACAAUUCCCGAAUGAGGUCGAGGAUAUACUGCUGCUGCGCAGCUUGAUAGAUGUGAAUUUGCCGAAAUUUUUGUCCUUUGAUGUGCCGCUCUUCGAGGGCAUCAUUUCGGACAUCUUUCCCGGUAUUAAGCUGCCUCACAUUGACUACUCGCUCAUGGAGAAGGAGUUCAUACGCGUCUGCGAGGAGGAGAUCUUGGAGCCGGCGCCCAGUUUUCUUCUCAAAGUCAUUCAAACCUACGAGAUGAUCAUUGUGCGCCAUGGUUUCAUGCUUGUGGGUGAGCCACUGGCGGGCAAAUCGAAGACGCUGCAGGUGCUGGCCAAAGUACUCUCGGCGCUCAAGAUAAAGGCUCCAUCCAAGAGCCCCUACUUCCAGCACGUCCUGAUGGGCAUUAUGAAUCCGAAGUCUAUAACUAUGAAUCAGCUGUAUGGCUCCUUUGAUCCCAUAUCUUAUGAAUGGACUGAUGGACUGGUGGCAAAAAUCUUCCGAGACUUCGCAAUGACUCCCACGCCAGAUAGAAAAUGGGUUAUCUUCGAUGGUCCCGUUGACGCUGUUUGGAUUGAGAACAUGAACACUGUGCUGGAUGACAACAAGAAGUUGUGCCUGACCAGCGGUGAGGUGAUCACGAUGUCCAACGAAAUGUCCAUGGUAUUUGAGGUAAUGGAUCUGGCCCAAGCCUCGCCAGCCACGGUUUCAAGAUGUGGCAUGAUCUACAUGGAGGCAUCGACUUUAGGCUGGCGCUCCUUCGCGAAUACGUGGCUCAAGAAAGCCGAUCCACGCUGGGCGGACAAGGAAAAUACGAAGUACAUGUUGGAAAUGCUGUCGUGGCUGUUGAUGCCGUGCAUGACCUUCGUAAGACGCUUCUGCAGUCAGUUCGUCAAGCCAGGCGAGUUUAAUUGCAUGCUAACCACAUUUGAUUUGAUUGAUAUGCAACUCGACGAGGCCAUCGAGGAAAAUCCGGAUGACUAUGACAAGUAUAUAGAGAGCUAUAUACAAGCUGCGAUCCUUUAUGCCCUGGUCUGGGGCAUUGGCGGUGUACUAGAUAUCAAUUCCCGAGAGAAAUUCGAUGCGUAUCUAAGAAAGCUAUACGAAAAGGAGCCCGCGGCAUUGGGCAAAAUGGAGAUAACCCCUCCCAUAGACGGCCUCAUUGUGGACUAUGUUUUUGUGUUUAAGCAACGUGGCAAUUGGCGGUAUUUCCCCGAGAUGGCCAAACGCAUGGACAUUGAGGAGACGAAGAUAGGUGUCAUUGUGCCCACUGUGGACACAGCUCGUUAUUUACACCUGCUCAAGCUGCAUGUGCAGCACAAGAAGCGAAUGCUGCUCGUCGGACCCACUGGGACGGGCAAAAGUGUUUACAUACAAAACUAUCUGAUGAAUAAGCUGAAUCCCGACCUCUACGAAACGGGCUUCAUUACAUUCACAGUCAUGAUUAGUGCCAAUCAGACGCAGGAACAGAUCAUAGCCAAGCUGCAAAAGUGGAAACGCGGCAUCUAUGGCCCGCCCAAAGGUAUGGAGAGCGUUCUCUUCGUGGACGAUAUGAAUAUGCCAGUGAAGGAGGUUUAUGGCGCUCAGCCACCGUUGGAGUUGCUACGUCAGUUCUUUGACUAUGGCCAUGUCUAUGAUCUGAAGGAUAGCUCCAAGAUCUACAUGCAUAAUGUAUUGAUAAUGACAGCCUGCGGCCUACCUGGUGGCAGUCGCCAGGAUGUCUACCCACGCUUCCUGAACCACUUCAAUGUCUUUUCGAUCAAUACGUUCAGCGACGACACCAUGUUUCGCAUCUUUCUCAAUGUGGCUUUAUGUGGCUUUCGACGCACCGGCCAUGGACAGGAUGUGUUCGUACUCACAAAUCAAAUAAUCAGCGCCACUCAGAGCAUUUACAAGAGCGUGCAAUCGGAGAUACGUGCCACGCCCGCCAAAUCCCAUUAUAUAUUCAAUUUGCGAGAUAUUUCACGAGUUGUCACUGGCUGCACGCUGGUGCGCAAGGAGUCUGUGAAUGAUAAGAAAAUGCUGAUUAGGGUCUGGUAUCAUGAGGCGAUGCGCGUCUUCUUCGAUCGCCUUGUCGACGAAGUCGAUCGCAACUGGAUGUUCGACAAGCUCAACGAGUGCCUGAAGGCUAACUUCAGGGAAAAAGUGGAGACAGUCUUUGAAAAGUAUUGUACGGAUGAUCAACCAGAGUUUACAAUGGAGAAAGCCAAUACAGUUCUGUUCGGUAUGUAUUUCGACGAGGACAGUGAGCCGGAUGAAAGACGCUAUGAGGAAGUGCCCAGCAUGGAUGUAUUUUACAAGAUAUCCGCAGCCAGCCUGGAGGAUUACAACUCGACACGUAGAUCCAAGAUGGACGUCACCUUGUUUACUUUUGCCUUGCAGCACCUGAAUCGUAUCUGCCGCAUAAUUUCGAUACAGGGCGCGAGUGCCUUGCUGAUUGGGCUGGGCGGCUCGGGCAGGCAGUCGCUGACUAAACUGGCCACCAAUAUGGUGCAGACAUCGUUUUUCCAGCCCGAGAUAACGAAGAACUAUGGCGCCAACGAAUGGCACGAUGACAUAAAGGCCAUACUGAAGGAAGCGGGCGGCUUGAAUAAGCACACGACAUUUCUCAUCACAGAGAAUCAAAUUAAAAUGGAGCUCUUUCUGCAGGACAUUGACUGUUUGUUGAAUCAGGGCGAAGUACCGAACAUUUUUCCGAUCGACGAGAAGCAGGAGGUGAUCGAGAUGGCACGUCUGGCUGCGCAAGGAGGCAAUCGCAACAUCGAUGUCUCCGCCCUGCAGGUCUUCACCUUCUUUGUGAAUCGUUGCAAGCAGAAGCUGCACAUUGUGCUCAGCUUCUCACCCAUUGGCGAUGCGCUGCGAACGAGAGUUCGCUUGUAUCCGUCGCUGGUGAAUUGCUGCACCAUCGAUUGGUAUGAUAGCUGGCCCGAGGAAGCGCUGCAAAUGAUUGCCAAAAUGUCGCUGGUGGAUGUCAACGUGCCAUCGGAGGAAAUCAAAAUGGCUAUCAUGGAUACGUGCCAAUAUUUCCAUACCACGGCAGCGCGUGUCACGCGCGAAUUCUGUCAGAUGGCUGGACGACACAUCUAUCAGACCAACGCGUCCUUCAUCGAGCUCAUCAGAUCUUUCCAGACCCUGAUUGCACGUAAGCAGGACGAGACCAUGCAGGCUAAGAUGCGCUACAUUGGUGGCUUGGACACCUUGGCCUCAGCAGCUGCUGCGAUUUCCAUUAUGCAACGGGAUUUGGGUGCACUGCAGCCCAAGUUGGUGGCCUUGGCGGAGGCUUCGCGUAAAAUGAUGUUGGAAAUAAAUAAAGAGACCCUUGCUGCUAGCGCUGCCGCGGAGCAGGUGAAACAGGACGAGGAGGUAGCUUCCGUGCAGGCAGAAGCGGCACAGGUGCUCAAACGUGAAUGUGAAAAGGACUUGGCUAAAGCUAUACCCGUGCUGGAAGAUGCUUUGGCCGCCUUGAAUACCCUGAAACCAGCUGAUAUAACAUUGGUGAAGUCCAUGAAGAAUCCACCGCCAGUUAUCAAGCUUGUCAUGGCAGCAGUGUGUGUGAUGAAGGGUCUUCCAGCGGAGCGGAUACCAGAUCCAGCCACUGGCAAGAUGGUCAACGAUUUCUGGGGUCCUAGCAAGCGUAUCCUAGGCGACAUGAACUUUCUGCCUGCGCUCAAAGAUUUCGAUAAGGAUAAUAUACCCGUCGAGGUUAUGAAGCGUAUACGCAAAGAGUUCAUACCCAACAAGGACUUCCAGCCGGACAUUGUGGCCAAGGCAUCCAGCGCCGCCAAAGGCUUAUGCCAAUGGGUGAUUGCCAUGGAUCUGUAUGACAAUGUUGCCAAGGUGGUGGCACCUAAGAAAGCCAAACUUGCUGCGGCUGAGAAAGAGUAUGCGGACACCAUGGCCUUUCUGGCUGAGAAGCGCGCCAUGGCAGCUGCCCUGGAGGAGAAGGUGGCGUUGCUUAAUGUCGAACUGGACAAAGCAAACGCUGAGAUGCAAAACACAGAGCAGCAUGCAGAGAAUUGCCGAAAUAAACUGAUCCGAGCUGAAGCAUUGAUUGGCGGACUGGGCGGAGAGAAGUCGCGUUGGAGUAACGCCGCCGAUGAUCUUCAAGAUCUAUAUGAUCAUCUGCCAGGCGACGUGCUCAUCUCCUGUGGCAUCAUUGCCUACUUAUCUGCCGUUAAUCUGCAAUACCGUUCGACUUGUGUGCUCGAUUGGUUUAAGAAGUGUAAUGCACUGCAGAUACCCUGUUCGAAAAAGUAUUCGAUCACGGCUGUCCUUGGAUUGGAGGUCACCAUACAGAAUUGGCAGCUGGACGGACUGCCCAAUGAUGAGUUCUCCAGCGAGAAUGCCAUCAUAUCGGCCAACUCCAGCCGCUACAGCCUGUUCAUCGAUCCCCAAGGACAGGCGAACAAUUGGCUAAAGAACAUGGAGAGGAAAAAUCGACUGAAUUGUGUCAAGUUUAAUCAGAGCAACUACAUGAAGGUCAUUGCCGAAGCCUUGGAAUUGGGCUCGCCGGUGAUCAUUGAGAAUGUGCAAGAGGAGCUGGAGGUGCCACUAGAUCCAAUUUUGAUGAAGCAAACGUUCAUUCAGGGCGGCAUUAAGUACAUUAGCUUGGGUGAGAAUGUGGUGCCGGUGUCUCCAAACUUUCGUCUCUAUAUGACCUGCAAUUUGCGUAAUCCUCACUUUCUACCUGAGACUUUCAAUAAAGUAACUGUCAUCAAUUUCGCUUUGACGCAAAAUGCUUUAAUGGAUCAACUGCUCAGCAUUGUGGUGGCCAAGGAGCGACCCGAUCUGCAAGAACUGCGCAUCAUGCUCACUACCGAGGCAGCCGCCAACAAGGGAGCCCUGCGCGAUGCCGAGAAUAUGAUUUUAAAGACACUGACGAGCAGCGAGGGCGACAUUUUGGAGAACGAGGCAGCCAUCGUUAUAUUGGCCGAUUCGAAAACCCUGUCGAAGGACAUCACCGAGAAGCAGGAAGCCGCCAAGGAGACGUCUGCAAAAAUCGAGGCAUUCCGCAUGAAUUAUAAGCCCGUUGCCGUACACUCCUCCAUAUUGUACUACUCGAUCACCGAUUUACCCAAUAUAGAUCCGAUGUAUCAGUUUUCGCUCAACUGGUAUAUCAAUCUCUAUAUGUACUCCAUUGAGACGGCGAACAAGUCGAAGGAACUGCCGCGUCGCAUCAAGUUCCUGGUCGAUGGCUUCACCAAAAAUUUGUAUAACAACGUUUGUCGCUCCAUAUUUGAGAAGGACAAGCUACUCUUCUCGUUUAUACUGACAGCCAGAAUUUUAUUGGGCACAGGACAGGUGGAGAUGCGGCACUUAGCGCACCUGCUGACCAAUGCCAAGGAGUCGACCAAUAUACCACCAAAUCCAGAUCCUAGCUGGAUAACCGAUACAGUUUGGUUAAACGUGCUGCGGUUGGAGGAGCUGAAAGAGCUCAAGGGAAUCGUUGCAGCCUUCCGUGCCAAUCUACCAGCCUGGCAAGCGAUCUAUGAUCACACUUCACCCCAUCUGCAGGCGUUGCCUCAACCCUGGCAGGAUAAGACCACAGCCUUUGAGAAGAUCAUAGUGCUUAAGGCACUUCGUCCGGACUCUGUGUUCCUCGCCGUUCGGCUUUUCAUAGCGAAUACAAUUGGGGAUCAAUACGUGACGCCGCCUGAAUUUGACAUUUCCAAAUCGUAUGCGGAUUCGACGGCCUUGACGCCACUACUCUUCAUCUUGUCACCGGGUGCAGAUCCCCUGGGCUCUCUGCUGGCUUUCGCUGAAAAAAUGGGCCAGGAGGAGACGUUCCAAAGCAUUUCGCUAGGCCAGGGCCAGGGACCGAUUGCCACGGCUUUGAUUAAGAAUGCACAGGAUAUGGGUUACUGGGUAUGCCUACAGAAUUGUCAUCUGGCUGCAUCUUGGAUGCCCACACUAGAGUUCCUGUGGGAGAACAUGGAUACGUUUAACACGCAGGCAAACUUUCGCAUUUGGUUGACUGCCUAUCCGACUCCACAGUUCCCCGUAACGAUCCUUCAGAAUGGCGUGAAGAUGACAAAUGAACCGCCGACGGGUCUGAAAGAGAAUCUAACGCGCUCGUACAAUUCGGAGCCCAUUAAUGAUCCGGAGUUCUAUAUGGGCUGUGCUAAGCAGGAUCGAGCUUUUACGCGUCUGCUAUUCGGCAUUUGCUUCUUCCAUGCGGUUGUUCAGGAACGGCGUAAAUAUGGUCCAUUAGGUUGGAAUAUACCCUACGGAUUUAAUGAGUCCGACUUGCAAAUCUCAGUGCUGCAGCUAAGCAUGCUGCUCAAUCAAUACGAACACGUUCCUUACGACGCCAUCUCCUAUUUGACCAGCGAGUGCAACUACGGCGGACGCGUUACGGACAAUUGGGAUAGGCGUUGUAUCGUUACAAUACUCGCUGACUUCUGUAAUUCCCAAGUGGUCAAUGAUAAUCGCUUUCGCUUUGCUAAUGAUGAUCGGUAUAUCUUGCCACGUAAAACGGAGCAUCGGGAGAUUUUACGUUAUUUAGACGAGUCAGUUCCUUCGUUGGCCCCUCCGGAAGUUUAUGGCUUGCACGCUAACUCUGGCAUUACGCGUGAUUUGCAGACAACUAAAACGUUGUUGGAUUCGAUGAUCCUUCUGCUGGGCAGCGAGGCGGCGGGCAGCGCUGGCGGCGGGGUUAGUCCCGAGCAAAUGAUAUUAGAUACAAUUAAGCAAAUUGAAACUGAAAUGCCUCCAGACAUGGAUGUCGAGGCAGCGGGAGAGAAAUACCCGGUGAAUUACAAUGAGUCAAUGAAUACGGUUGUCGUUCAAGAGAUGGAACGUUUCCUAAAGUUGCAGAAAGAGAUUCGUGCCUCCUGCCGAGACUUAGCCAUGGCCAUUAAAGGUAUCAUUGUGAUGACUCCCGAUUUGGAAAACGUUAUGAUUGCCAUGAAAUUUAAUCGCAUACCCACGAAGUGGAUGGGUAAGUCCUAUCCCUGCCUUAAGCCACUCGGCUCCUAUGUGCAGGAUCUAUACAAGCGUCUCAAUUGGCUGCAUCAAUGGCAUCGUGUGGGCAAGCCACCUACCUUCUGGCUAUCCGGAUUCUUCUUCACCCAAGCCUUUCUAACGGGCGCAAUGCAAAAUUUUGCCAGAAAAUACAAAAUACCCAUUGAUACGCUCACCUUUGACUAUGAUGUGCUCAAAGUCGAAACGAAGAGCGUGCCACCGGAAGAUGGCAUCUUUUGCAAUGGAUUGUUUUUGGAGGGCGCUCGUUGGCAUUGGGAGCACAAUACGUUGGCCGAGCAAUUGCCGAAGAUUCUGAUGUAUGUGAUGCCCGCGAUAUAUUUUCGACCUAUAACCCUUUCGGAGGUUAACGAGGGGACGCGUUAUCGCUGUCCGCUAUACAAGACAGCUGAGCGCAGGGGUACGCUGUCCACCACUGGACAUUCGACAAACUAUGUGGUUCCUCUGCUACUAAACACUCAAAUGAAAGCUUCCCACUGGGUCAAGAGGAGCGUAGCCUUAAUUUGUCAAACCAACGACUGAAAAUACCUAAGAAUUUCAGAUAAAGUUGCACGCAGAUUAAAGAGAAAUCCGAAGAAUUGUCGGUGCUCUUAGUAUAAUAUAUAUAUU